CUCUUCUCUCACCACAACUCUUAUCACCAAGCAAGUUGUACUUCUCUUCCUCAGUAACCGUAUGCAUUUAUGCGUCAUGCCUCUAAAUUUUUUUCUAAAUGUUUUUUACAAUACAUGCAACCUGCAAGGGUAAUAAUUCAAUUUGUUUGGAAUCAAAACUAAAGAGCAAUCAUUCCCACUCCUUACUUAGGCCUUAGCCCAUAAUUUAUCAAUUAAUGCCUUGGGCCAUUAUAGACAUUAGUGAUUACGGGGUUUUUAAUUGGGGGCCCAUAAUCCCUUAUUCAUCCAGAGUCCCAACCGCUAGUUUUCUGAAACGGCUCCUUCCAUUCCUGUAAGAGAGUAAGUCCCAACGGCUAAUUUUUUUUUCAAAACCCUAUUGGUUAUGACUGCCUUUAAAUACUAGAGACACAGCAAACACCAUACCCACUUGUCUAAAACUCCUAUAGCUUUUUUCUAUUAUUAUUAUUCCCCAGAAACAAGUCUUUAGAUCUCGAUGGAGACACCAUCAUCAACGAGGAGAGUGACUAGGUCUCAGACCCUCUCUGCCAUGAAAAGCUCUGCCACCAAUCAUCUCUUAUCAUCAUCAAAGAAACCAGAGGAGUCGAAACCAAGGCAAAGAAACGGCGCAACGCCGAAGCCAGACAGGUCAGCGUUGUUCGACAUAACCAACGACUCGCCGAUCGUGGGACUUGCGAUGCAGACUCCAUCCUCAGGAGUGGCUGUUGGGAAGAGCAGAGUCAAGAGCACUCCUGGAUCUGGGGAGGCGCUCUUGAGAGGCCAAGUCAAGAAUCUGUUGCAGAAGGUCGAAGAAGAAGAAGCGCAUCUUAUCACGAAGAUUUCAGUUGAAUCUCGUCCCUUCAUCCAUCUCGUUACUUCUCCCAUGGGACUUCUCGCUCCGACUCCGGCCAACACUCCUCAAGUUCUCGACGGAGCGCCGCCGCCGAUUGUGAUCGCAUCUCCGGUCGUUUCGGGACAGCUGAGAGCAGCAUCUUCUCAGGUGGAGAAAGAAGAGAGUUUGGAGAAGAGUCCGAGCAUAACGCGGUCAUUGCUGCUGGAUUUUAGUGAUAAGUCAGAGCUGUGGGAGAGCUCGGACUGUUCUUCUGUGGUGACUCAGAACCCAGAGGAUGAUAACUCCUCGGUGUGGUCGAUGCAAGUCAACGCAAGUACCAAAGACGAAGAGGAUGAUGAAGAAGACCAAGAAGUAGUGUAUUCGUACAGAGAGGAAGAUGAUGAAGAGGAAUACGAGGAGGAGGAGGAGGAGGAGGAAGUGGAAGGGUUGUGCGAGGGAAUGAGGAAGAUAAGGUUCGCGGGGAAGCACACUCGGUUUGUGUACGACAGUGAUCUUGAAGAGAUGGUUGAGGCUGAAGAGCUAACUCCUGGAGUGUCGCGUUUGAAAGUCUUUCCCACACCAACGGGAAAACAUGUCAGGUUUGCGGAUGAAGACGACCAGGAAUGAUAAUAACUCCAUUUUCUAGUUGUGGACAACUCUCACAUGUCUCAACUUUUUCUUAUAAUUGUUUUUGUUUUUGGGGCUGUUACAUGGUUCCCAGUUCUCUGAUUCUUGUGCCCAAUUUACAUUGGGUGUUAUUUUUCAAUAACUAAAGUGUAAUCUCGGAUUAUGAUCUUUUUUUCUUUUUAA
Molecule: messenger RNA, 1639 nt
Organism: Brassica napus (rape)
Lineage: Eukaryota; Viridiplantae; Streptophyta; Magnoliopsida; Brassicales; Brassicaceae
Product: YTH domain-containing protein 1
Exons: 3
Coding region: 494-1456 (320 amino acids)
Source: RefSeq, a predicted model, not a curated record